CGGCGCAGUCACGUGGCUACCGCGGGUUGGUUUCCAAACUUUUACCACCAUAAGAGGCAUCCCAGUGACCACAACACCAUGCUAUCAACCACACCGCUGGACGGCGAGUCUACCCCUACGAAUACCGCGCUAAACCCCAUCUGUCCUACGUUUCCACUCACUACGUCGGUGGUGGCACCUUCGCAUGCGUCCACCACGACGGCCACGCGCUCUCGGCGUCUCCCUCCCGGCGCGGUUCACUGGCCAAAUCUUGGCGAUUCGUUGAAGUGUCAGGUCAAGCGAGGCCUCACCAAAGCCUACCAGUCGAUCUUGGAGCUCCAAGCUGAAGGUCUCAUCCACCUGUCGAUGACCAAGUCCAUGGACGCUGCUGCCAUUGCGCACAUCGAAGCCCAUCACAAGGAUGUCACAGCCAGUCUCCAGGCGGUCGUCGCCGAUACGCUGUCACAUACCAACGCCACCGUGGACAACACCAUCGUGACCCUGCAGACCGAGUACGACGCCCAACGACGUGUGGUGUUUGACGAGAUCAACGCGCACAAGCUCACGACGGACCUAGCCCUCAAGCGGACGCGGGUGGCCAUGGCCAAAGAAACGCACAGAUUCACGAGCCUCGAGACGUGUCUUCGACGGGACGAGAUGCACGUGCUGGAGUCACAGCAUCAAGCGCGCAUCCAAUCCCUAAGGGACGAGAUGGCAGCCAAGGAUGCUGCCCACGUGGACAUAUUGCUGCGUCAGAAAUCUGCGUUCGUCGACAUCGAACGCUUCAGCCAGAAACUGCAAACUGCCCUCGACGAUGCGUUGCUAGAAGUCGAGCGCGUGAAAAAGCUAGACCACCAGCGCUACACCAACAACACUGCCGUGAGCACCAUCUCCGAGUCGUAUGUGACAUCGUUGCGCCAUGCGGUCGCGGCCGCGAACGAGCACACGGAACAGAUGCGAGUGGAGCUGGAGCAACAGACCAAGGCAAACGAAACCCUCGAGCGCGUCAAGGCGGCGCUAGACGACUCGGUGGGGCGGUUAACCCAUGAGCUCAAGACGGCGCGAGACCUUCUGGCAGAGUCGGCGCGCGAAUUGAUUUCGCUGCAAGAGAUUCAAGCGACCACGGCCAAGGACCUCGCCGGUUGCCGCGUGACUAUCCAAGACUUCAAAAAUCGUGCGGACAAGCUCACCAAUGAACUCAACGCCCAGACAGACCUCGUGUUGACGUGCGACGACUGCGUUGCGGACCUGAAAACCCAGCUGGAAAGUCAUACCAAACAUGUCGAGCGUAUCACCGCCGAACAUGCACUUGCGAGGGAGGUGUGGGUAGCCGAGACGGCGCAGCUCCGAGAUAGUCGCGCGUCCGACGCCGCUACGAUCGACAAGUUGUAUGGGAAGUUGGCUUUGUUGGGCUAUGACAAGGACAUGUUGGACAUGUACGCGUCACCCAGGAGUGUCACCACCAGUCCGAUACCCCCCACAGGUGCAAGCCAUCCCCCCACGGGGGCUGCUCCUACUAUCCACGUAACCACUGGCCGCCCGCCCAUGACCUCGAUCGUGGCGGUGGGCAGACGAUGCCAAGGGGUCACCGCCAGUCGCGAUUCCAAUCACUACGAUGGCCUCGUCCAAGUCCUGCAGCGCGAACAGAUUGACCUUGCCGACGACAAGGCGCAGCGACUGUUCGACCUUGAAGCGUCCAUUCGAGCGAGUGUGACCAGCCAGCUCACGUACGAGUUCAAGCGCACGUUUUCCAAACAGUUGCGCCAACGCAUGCAGCAGGAGCGGUUCUUUCUCAUGGAAAAGAUCGACAGCAUCGUCGCCAUGGCGGCCGUUGAGGAGCGCGCGGCCAAGCGACUCUUAGCAAAGCAAGCCAAAGCGGUGGGCCGACGUGUGUCGCUGCGGGGGGUCCCAGAGACGACCAUGACAUUGCGAAAGGUCAAGGCCACGAUCACCCAAGCUUACGAUGCGAUGGGUGUGAUUGAGUGGAACGGGGAAGACGUGGCCGAGAUGAAGCGAGAAGUGGCGGCCUUGACCAAGGACAACGCCGACCUCGCGGCCGCCGUCGCGGACUUGGAAAGCAAAGUGGAGAUCCAACUGUUGAGUUUGGCCGAAGCCGAGUUGUUUCAAAAGGAGCGCGAUAUGCUGUUGGUGGAACUAACCAAAAAGUUUAACGCAGUGACAGGCGAAGUCGCCACGUUGAAGCGAGAAAACAAAGCGUAUGAUGGGGGAGACAGUGGUAGUAACAACCAGCAUCACGUCGACGAAGCCACGUACAACAUGCCCCUGUCCGUGCAAGGCCACUUCCCGCACAUGGACCGCCGCCCCGUCAAAUCGACGACCUCCCUUUCCACCAGGCCCCAGUCGGCCGCUGCUGCAUGCUGCCCGACGCCAACCCCCAAAAGCACCCCCCCCCUCGUCUCAAACAGUGUAGCAGUGAAAACGCAGAGACCUGCCACGUCGAUAUCGACCAAGAAGCAUCCGCAGCUACCGUUGGCUCACAAGCACCAGCUUCGACCAAACCAAGACCAACACCCGAAACGACCCCCUGAGCACGUUCGCAGUGCGUUGAAGUGGGAGCUGUUGGGCGAUAAACACAGCGAAGGUCCGACGAAGGACGUCGUUGUCUCGAGUGCAUGGGUGGGCGAGGCAGGGAUGAAAACCAUCCUCGACCGUCGACGGCAUCGAAAGUAACGACGAACGACGCCGUGUCGACAAGAGGAAGGAAUAUCUUGCGUCGAAUGCACUGGAUCUUCGUACCUGUUGUGUACUCCGUUGUGUAUAUACCCUUUUCAACUUGCGACACCACCAUGUACAGUAUACUUUGUA
Molecule: messenger RNA, 2805 nt
Organism: Aphanomyces astaci
Lineage: Eukaryota; Oomycota; Saprolegniomycetes; Saprolegniales; Verrucalvaceae
Exons: 6
Coding region: 79-2670 (863 amino acids)
Source: RefSeq, a predicted model, not a curated record